UGAGAGAGACAGUUGGACACUCUAUGCGCGCGCAAUAAACAACAUUACAGUAAUAAACACUGCAUUAAAACCAGUGAUACUAAUCAUAAACAUAAUAACCAAUCGAUUAAUAUUACAAACAAAACAAACAAACAAAUAAACAGUUGAUAUCAUAUAUCACGUGUGUAUUAGUGUGUGGAUCAGCUACUGGUGAUCAUCACCGACAACAUCGAUAAAAAAAAUGUUUUUUCAUAUGAGUCUCGAACAUGAAAUCCAAUUACAUCCGCGAUAUUUCGGUUCGCAACUACUGGACACUGUCCGCCAGAAACUGUUCAACGAAGUUGAGGGCACCUGUACGGGAAAACACGGUUUUGUCAUUGCCGUGACCACUAUCGACAACAUCGGUGCCGGCCUAAUACAAUCGGGUACCGGAUUUGUUACCUAUCCGAUCAAAUACAAAGCUAUUGUCUUCAGGCCGUUCAAAGGCGAAGUCCUCGACGGUGUGGUCACACAGGUUAACAAAGUGGGGAUAUUUACCGAAAUCGGUCCGCUUUCGUGUUUCAUUAGCCGACACUCGAUUCCGGCCGAUAUGACCUUCGAUGCCAAUUCAACGCCUCCGUGCUAUAAGACACAGGAUGAAGAUGUUGUGAUACAACAGGACGACGAGAUUCGUCUUAAGAUUGUCGGCACCCGUAUCGACGCAACCGAUAUCUUUGCCAUCGGAACACUGAUGGACGACUUUCUUGGACUCAAUUGAUCCACAUUGUUGUUGCUGUCUAUCAUAUAUAUGUGUGUCUGUUUUUUUGAUUAA
Oppia nitens is the source of this 790-nucleotide messenger RNA. RefSeq names its product DNA-directed RNA polymerase II subunit RPB7-like (gene Rpb7). The record is from RefSeq and is a predicted model, not a curated record. Gene Ontology annotation, cellular component: RNA polymerase II, core complex; P-body. Gene Ontology annotation, biological process: positive regulation of translational initiation; transcription initiation at RNA polymerase II promoter; DNA-templated transcription. The coding region runs from base 221 to 736 and encodes 171 amino acids. The transcript has a single exon. Gene Ontology annotation, molecular function: single-stranded DNA binding; translation initiation factor binding; single-stranded RNA binding. NCBI's taxonomy places the organism in Eukaryota, Metazoa, Arthropoda, Arachnida, Sarcoptiformes, Oppiidae.